AUGUACAACGAUAGCUACAAAUUUUCCUUUUCAUCGCCAAGAGAGAGGAUUAAGGAGAAGAUGAAAUCCUCGAUCUCCUGCUUUGGUUGGACGCCAUACAUUGAAAUCUCUGUCGCCAUGGGCCAAAUAGAGGAGGAGGUGAAGAAGUCAAGGACGCCGAGAACGCCUCACAUAAAGGAAAAGUGCAAAAGCUUCAUCUCUAGGAUUGGGAAAGGAGGGCGUAAGCAAUACAACUCCUCGGAUUUCAGUUACGACCCCCUGAGCUACGCGCUGAAUUUCGAGGAUGAGACACACCUAGCCGACAAGCUUCAGAAUAACAUUAUGAACUUUACGUCCCGGCUUCCUCCCACACCUGAUAGAGCUCCAGUCAUUAAGUCCUUCCAACCGACGCCGGUAUCCAUAAGAAGAGAACUCUUUGCGCACUGUUGA
Molecule: messenger RNA, 429 nt
Organism: Gossypium arboreum
Lineage: Eukaryota; Viridiplantae; Streptophyta; Magnoliopsida; Malvales; Malvaceae
Exons: 1
Coding region: 1-429 (142 amino acids)
Source: RefSeq, a predicted model, not a curated record